Messenger RNA from Ictalurus punctatus (channel catfish), 1925 nucleotides. It is a transcript of the gene sypl2b, whose product is annotated as synaptophysin-like 2b. Lineage: Eukaryota; Metazoa; Chordata; Actinopteri; Siluriformes; Ictaluridae. Gene Ontology annotation, cellular component: synaptic vesicle membrane; synaptic vesicle. The transcript has 6 exons. The record is from RefSeq and is a predicted model, not a curated record. Bases 162 to 875 code for a protein of 237 amino acids.
ACUCGUCCAUCCCUAGAUCGCGACGUCAUGACUCACGUGACCACCACUGUGCCAAAAGUGAAAAAAAGUUUAAAAAAAAAAAAAAAGAAAAGAAAAAAAGAAAAGAAAAAAUAAGUGACAACUUUUCAAGCAUCUGAUCCAUCAGCGGUGUGGAGAAAAUAAUGUCAGCUUUCUUGUUAGAUAUCAGACCUUUGAAAGAGCCGCUGGGAUUUAUACGAGUCCUAGAAUGGGCAUUUUCCAUCUUUGCAUUUGCGUCGACUGGUCAUUAUUCCGGCACCACAAGCUUUAAUAUCCAAUGUCAAGGGAAUGCUUCUAUCCAUGAGACCAACAUCUCCUUCGGAUACCCUUUUAGACUUAAUCAAGUUGGGUUUGAUGUGCCAACCUGCGAAGUCAACAGAACAACAGAAAUGAAGAAGUACUAUCUGGUUGGAGAUCAUUCAUCUUCAGCUGAGUUCUUUGUUGCAGUUGGAGUCCUGGCCUUCCUGUACUGUACUGGCAUACUUGUGGUGUAUGUUGGCUACCAGCAUGUAUACCGCGAGUCAAACCGUGGCCCUGUGAUUGAUCUGCUAAUAACUGGAAUCUUCACAUUCUUGUGGCUGUUGGCUUCUUCUGCCUGGGGAAAAGGCCUGACUGAUGUGAAAUGGACUACAAGUCCAACAAAACUUCUUUCUUUAAUCAAUGUCUGUAAGAUCCCCACAAACAAGUGCACAGCGGGCGCCCUUCCUACUUUAGGCCCCCUCAAUUCUUCAGUGAUUUCUGGGUUUCUUAAUCUCAUCUUAUGGGCGGGAAACUGCUGGUUCAUCUUUAAGGAGACACACUUCCAUACACAGGCCGGUCCUUCAGCCACUCAGCAAGAAGCAACAAGGCAGCCUUGACAAAAGAGUAGGAGAAAAGGCUGUGCCUACAUUAUGCGUUGUAGUUCAGACAGUUGUGGUUUAGUGACUAAACUUCCUGUGUGACAUUACAACUCACAGGAAGCAUGGUUUUGUUCUACAAAGUCUUUGUGCAGUACACUCACUUCAAACUAUUUCACUGCCAUAUAACUACUCUAAAUUACUCAGUCAAUCUCAAGGAAUCAAGUGUGAGUAAAUGUAUAUGUAUAAUCACGCAUAUGACUCAAAUGUGCAUCAGAAAGAUAGACACACUUUACACACACGCCAUAUUGAAUACAUGGUUCAUGGAUGAAAAAGAAUGAAUGUGAAGCCUGAUAUUUAGUGACUGGUGUAACCUUCUUUAUUGACAGCAACUUCAGCCUAGUGCUUUCUGUCAAUGCAGAUCAGUUCUGUGCUGUUCUGUAUUUUGAUCUUUUUCUUUUCACAAAACUUUAUGCAUUUCACAAAAAAAUUCAAUAAAUCAUCGUAUUUGGGGAUUUAGAUCACAAAAACCCCUGACAUGAAAUUUUCCAAGUUCUUAAAAGACAGGAGAUGACGGGGAAUCAUGAAAUGAGCUUUAGUUGCUGAUAGAUUGUUUGGGGACAGCUGUCGCAGAAACACACAAUAUGAAUUACAGUAUGAAUUUGUGCUGAAUACAUUUUUUAUUUUAUUUUUAUUUUAGUUUUUCCUACAGGUCUUUCAUGAUAUGAACCAUUUCUUACUUAACAUUUAUUGUUUUUUGUUUUUUUUAAUGAGGUCACAAGAUUCAAAGUGCUUUAUUUUUAUUUUUUAUUUUUUAUAAAGUUUCCAAAAAUACUUUGUAAUAACUCAUUACAUUACUUUGUAAUGCAGUACCAAUUACAUUUCUUUAUCCAUCAUCUCAAGCAAAGUUAUUGCUUUGCUAUGUAUUUUGAUGAAUAUUUGUCCCCCAUUAAUGCCUUUGUACAAUUAGGUGUCCAUCCAUUACCCAGGAAAAUUAAACAGUGUUUCGUUCAGUUGUUAUGCAUGUGUGAUAUCCAAAUGUGUCUUAACAAAUAAAAUUUUUGUUUUGUA